Podarcis lilfordi (Lilford's wall lizard) is the source of this 471-nucleotide messenger RNA. NCBI's taxonomy places the organism in Eukaryota, Metazoa, Chordata, Lepidosauria, Squamata, Lacertidae. The record is from the annotation of a GenBank genome assembly.
AUGCCGGCAACUCUCCGCAAGCAGCGGCAGCGCUGCCGCUGCUCGCGGAGAGGUCCGCGAAGCCUGGGCGCGCUGAUCUCAGCGCGCGCAGGCUUCGGCAUGCCGGCAACUCUCCGCAAGCAGCGGCAGCGCUGCCGCUGCUCGCGGAGAGGUCCGCGAAGCCUGGGCGCGCUGUUCUCAGCGCGCGCAGGCUUCGGCAUGCCGGCAACUCUCCGCAAGCAGCGGCAGCGCGGCCGCUGCUCGCGGAGUGGUCCACGAAGCCUGGGCGCGCUGUUCUCAGCGCGCGCAGGCUUCGGCAUGCCGGCAACUCUCCGCGAGCAGCGGCAGCGCUGCCGCUGCUCGCGGAGAGGUCCGCGGAGCCUGGGCGCGCUGAUCUCAGCGCGCGCAGGCUCGGCAUGCCGGCAACUCUCCGCAAGCAGCGGCAGCGCUGCCGCUGCUCGCGGAGAGGUCCGCGGAGCCUGGGCGCGCUGA